AUGGCAACAAUGAAUUUAUCUAAUUUUAUUGAGACUGCUUUGACUACAUGCGAUAGUAUUGUGAUCUUCAAACAAUUUCUGUCGAAAGAUCAAGGUUCAUACAAGCAAGAAUUCGACUUGUUAUCACAGAUUCUAGAAGAGAUUGACUAUAUAUUAAGAACAAAUCCUAAUUCUGAUUUUCAAGCCUAUUCAUCAUUUUGGAGCUCAUGGUUUUCUGCAUUACAUCAAACAUUUGAUCAAUUAGCAGAUCUUUUAACUAAAAAAAUCAAGAAGAACAAAAAGUCCCUUGAUAAAAAUAUACAUAGUCAAAUUCAAGAAUAUCAGCAACAAUUCACUGCCCUUAUUGACAAUUACAAGAUCCGUUCACAAACUGAAACUGUUCCAUGGUACAUAUGGGUGUAUACCAGUAAUAUUAAUGAAGCAAGCACAGAUGCUGAAGUAAAUCUUGUUCUUUACGGUCAUAAUGGAAAGUUUGACAAUAUUAAAUUACGAAGUAAAUCUAAUGCAUUUGAAGCUGGUCAAUGUGAUGAAUUUAAAGUCGAUAUAGUUGAUGUUGGUACACCAUUUAAAUUACGUGUCAGUUAUGAUGAUAAGAAAUUUUUUUCACCAUGGCAUCUUGAUCGAAUUGAAAUGGAAGAUCUCAAAACAAAGAAACAAUAUAAAUUUCAUUGCGGAAGAUGGUUAUCAAAAUUACAUGAUGAUAAACAAGUUAUACGAGAAUUACCAGCUGAAGGUCCAGGAAUAUCAAAACUCUUACCUGUUGUUAAAUAUAUGGUUAAUGUAUAUACGGGAAAGAAAACAAAUGCUGGAAUAGAUGCAAAUGUUUUUAUUAAUAUUUUUGGUAAAUAUGGUGAUACAGGAGAACGUCCAUUAGAAUAUUCAUUAAAAGAUGGAAAUAAAUUUGAAAGAAAUAAAAUUGAUAGUUUUAUUAUCGAAGCUGUUUCAUUAAAACAAAUACGAAAAAUUCGAAUUGGUCAUGAUGGAUCUAAUCCAGGUGCUGGAUGGUUCUUAGAUAAAGUUGUUGUUCAUCCUGAAGAUCAACAUUAUGAAUCAGCAACAUUUGGAUGCAAUAGGUAUAUGAACUAA
Messenger RNA from Rotaria sordida, 1086 nucleotides. The record is from the annotation of a GenBank genome assembly. NCBI's taxonomy places the organism in Eukaryota, Metazoa, Rotifera, Eurotatoria, Philodinida, Philodinidae.